Molecule: messenger RNA, 1575 nt
Organism: Microthlaspi erraticum
Lineage: Eukaryota; Viridiplantae; Streptophyta; Magnoliopsida; Brassicales; Brassicaceae
Source: the annotation of a GenBank genome assembly
AUGGAUCUAAUUCAGCUUCUUUUCUUCGCUGCUCUCUCUAUUUUCUCUUUCCCCUUCCUCCUCAUAAAGUCACUGCUACGUCCCACGAGAAAAAAGCAUACUGCACCUAUAGCUCCCGGAGCAUGGCCUUUAAUCGGCCAUUUAGCGUUCUAUGACGAUGCCAAGACGACCCACGUUGCUUUCGGGGAAAUGGCCGAUAAGUAUGGACCCGUGUUCAUGACGAAGCUUGGUUCUCACAACGUCCUGAUCAUAAGCAGCCAAGAGGUGGUCAAAGAAUGCUACACCGUCCACGACAAAUUUUUGGACCGGCCUAGCCUCACCGCUUCAAAGCUCCUAGGCUACAACGACACAUUCAUGACGUUUAGCCCUUACGGGGCUUACUGGAGAGAUAUGAGGAAGAUAACGACUGCUGAGGUCUUAUCACCCUCGGUCAUGGAGACCUUUAAGCAUAGUAGAGCUGGAGAAGCCGAUGUGGCGUUCAGAGACUUAUACAAGAGGUGGGAGCAAAAGGGUGAACUGAAAAUCGGAGUCUUGGUGGACAUGAAGCAAGAGUUUCAGUAUCUAACCGCGAACAUGUCGCUGAUGAUGGUUUCAAGAAAGAGAUACUUUGGGGAAAGCCCUAACUGCGAAAUCGGAGAAGCGAGGAGAUGUGGAAAGCUGAUACGAGAGUUUAUUGAUUACUUCGAUUUAGUCUUGUUCUCCGAUGCCGUACCUUCUCUAGGUUGGUUGGAUUGGGGGAUCAAGAGAGGCAUGAAGAAAACGGCUAAAGGGUUAGAUAAAGUUGUUGAAAGUUGGGUUGAAGAACACAAGAAUGAGGAUUUUGGUGGUGGGAGUGAAAAAGACUUCAUGGCACUAAUCAUGGAGAUUUUCAAACGAGACAAUGCUCUUGGUCUUGAUGAUGUUCAUGCAACCAUCAAGGCCCUCUGCCUCAAUUUGGUAUUGUCAGGGAGCGAGACAUCAAUUGUGGUUUUGGUUUGGGCUGUUUCGCUGCUGGUGAACAACCCGGACGUGUUAAGGAAAGCUCGCGAGGAGCUCGACCGUACCAUUGGCAAGGAAAGAGUUGUAGAAGAGUCUGACAUCAAAGAUUUAGUUUACAUCCAAGCCAUUGUCAAGGAGACAUUCCGUUUGUACCCAUCAGUGCCUCUCAUCGCUUAUAGAACUGUGAUGGAAGAUUUCAACAUCGUCAACGGAAACUACAAUAUUCCUGCAGGGACACAGCUGAUGGUAAAUGCAUCGAAGAUUGGGAGCGAUCCAAGUCUGUGGUCUGACCCUGAAAAGUUCGAGCCAGAAAGGUUUUUGACAUCUAACAAAGACGUAGAUUUCGGGGGACAGAAUUACAAGUUGAUUGCGUUCGGGUUAGGACGACGGACGUGUCCUGCAAUCCAUUUAGGCCUUCGGACGGUUCACUAUAUCCUGGCGAGGUUCUUGCACAGCUUCGAUGUUGCAAGACCAUCGAGUGAUAAAGUGGACAUGACGCAGAGCAACGGGAUGGUCAAUCUCAAAACCACUCCUCUCGAAGUCAUCAUCACACCUAGGCUUCAACAAUCUCUAUACUACGUGGACUGCACUGUUUGA